UCUGGAUAAUGGAUGCAAAGGUGUAGAGUUACUACUCUCUGAUGCAGCAACGUUGCUUAGCAACACUGGACAACACUGAGAUCAGGUGUGGCAUCUGUUUCGGACCCACUCCGGCUUUUGAGGCCCAACACGUCCGCUUUUGACGAUUUCAGCACUCUGGACAGCGAUGAUAUGAGGAUUCCUCUCGCACUCGAGCCAGUCUGACAGCAAAUCAUGAACGGGACAGUUUGAAGUAUGUUCAAGAAGAUCAAUAAUGUGUUCCGUCCCAACCACCACGGGCACAGGGGCCGGGACGCUGGGGCCAAACAGGACUACCACAGCGCCUGCACGGUCAGACUGGUCCGCAGCACGUCCAUGUUGGUGGUGGGGGAGAAAAGAUACACGGCCGACGGCUCGACUUUAAAGAGGAGCAAAAGUACGGUGAGCAUAGAGUCGACGCUGUAUUACUAUCAGAGACAGGAGGACCAGAUCUGGCUGUACUCUCAGAGUCAGAACUGCCUGGAGUACCUGGAGGCGCUGGUGGCUCUGAGGAGGCAGUACACCAAGAGUGUGAGCGACCUCAAGAGCCAAGAGGCCAAAUCUACUGUCAGCACAAAGAAGAAGCGGGCACCUGCACCACCGCAGAAGGACCCGCCUGAACCAGCAGCCAAACCCUCAACCCCUCUGGUUCCCAAUGAGGAGGACACUCUGGAGUUCUUUGAUGCGGUGAUCGCCAGCUGUGACAAGGAACCUCUGCGAAAACCCUACAAGGAUGAUGGACACGCUGAUGUGGAUUUUAUAGUGGCGUCAAGCUCUACUGAGCAUGACCUUCACUCCAACUGGGUCUUGAAGGUUCCCCGUGAUGCAGACGGCUCCACACAGACAGUAGUUAAAGACAGUGCCAUUGAAAAAGCCCAGAAGAAGAAGAAGAACCAGAGCGGAUCUACGAGCAGCAGACUGCGUCUUCAGAGGAACCCGAUCCACCUGCCCAAAGUGGUGGAGAGCGCCUUCCAGACGCUACGCUUCAAGCCCAAACUAAAAAAGCAGUGAAGCUCGAAGGGCCUUGAAACACAAGCCCCGCCCACAACGUUGGGAAACCUUUUUGCUCCGGAGUUGUAUUGAGCAAACUAUGUUUUGAACAUUCAAUAUUAAGAUUUAAAUGAACAUCUAAAGGAAAAGAUUCAAACAGA
This is a messenger RNA of Oryzias melastigma (Indian medaka), 1169 nucleotides long. RefSeq lists its product as uncharacterized. The transcript is spliced from 3 exons. Bases 235 to 1029 code for a protein of 264 amino acids. Lineage: Eukaryota; Metazoa; Chordata; Actinopteri; Beloniformes; Adrianichthyidae. The record is from RefSeq and is a predicted model, not a curated record.